UAUAAAACGGCACUGCCGUACCCACACAUCACUUCCCUAUCUCAGUCUGCGACAGCUACAACCCAGCUCCGAAGCCCUGCACUCGGCCUCGCCAUGAAGCUGGUAAUUCUUCUGGCCCUGGUGUCCGUUGCCGCUGCCAGCUUCCCGUCGUAUUACCACAGGCCCUACUACUACCCGUACCGCCCGUAUUACCCCUACUUCCCCUACCACCGCGGAGGCCUUAGCGGCGGUGGCAUCUUCGGCGGCAGUGCUUUCGGGGCUAUCGGAAGCGGCUUUGCCUUUGGUGGCGGCCAACGUUUUGGCCUGGGUGGCCGUUUCGGUGGCCGCUUCCUCGGUGGCGGCUUCGGUGGCAACUUCGGCAACUUCGGAGGAAGAGGAGGGUACGGCUGCCAAUAUGGUUAUUACUGCUGAAGGACCAAGAACCAAGGACACAUGAUCAUCAUGAGGACAUAGAUUCCGAUGCACAAUAUGCAAUAUGGAUUCUGACACGCCGCCUGUCCAGAAAACUUUUAGGAUAUUGUGGUCUAUUUCCGUUGUAUGUUUGUGUGUGUACCUGUGUGUAUGUUAGUAAGUACAUGUGCCUGUCCGUCCCUAAAACUGUUCUUCUAAAAUAAAGUUUUCAACAGCCUAAAGCAUGUGUUUUUCCUAU
Molecule: messenger RNA, 649 nt
Organism: Amphibalanus amphitrite
Lineage: Eukaryota; Metazoa; Arthropoda; Thecostraca; Balanomorpha; Balanidae
Product: glycine-rich protein 23-like
Exons: 2
Coding region: 94-411 (105 amino acids)
Source: RefSeq, a predicted model, not a curated record